CGGACCCUGGGCCGCUACGGACCCAGGCGCCUCCACCGGUAUUAUAGUUUCCGCCACGAAGCGCUAGUCCAGGUGGAGGAGGGAGGUGCGUUAGACAGCCCUGCUUCUGCUGAAGUCAGAGGUCCCGCAAACUAACCCUACCGGACCCUGUCCUGCCCGCUGCUCUGGGACGGCCCAGCGCCCUGCUGCCAGAGGGUGUGAGAAGAAACCAUGGAUCCUGCAGCCUUGGUAGAGGCUGUUGUGGAAGAAGUGGCCUGUCCCAUCUGCAUGGCCUUCCUGAGGGAGCCUGUAAGCAUCGAUUGUGGCCACAGCUUCUGCCACAGCUGUCUCUCUGGACUCUGGGAGGCCCCAGGAGAAUCCCAGAACUGGAGUCACACCUGUCCCCUUUGUCGAGCCCCUGUCCAGCCAAGGAAUCUGCGGCCUAAUUGGCAGCUGGCCAGUGUUGUAGAAAAAAUCCGUCUGCUAGGGCUGCGUCUAGAAGUGGGGCUGAAGAGUGAUGUGUGUGAGCUCCAUGGGGAACAGCUAAAGAUGUUCUGCAAAGAGGAUGCCCUGGUUACAUGUGAAGCCUGCAGUCGGUCCCCAGAGCAUGAGGCCCACAGCAUCGUGCCCAUGGAAGAUGUGGCCUGGGAAUACAAGUGGAAACUCCACGAGGCUCUGGAACAUCUGGGGAAAGAACAAGAAGAGGCCUUGAAACUGGAAGUUGUCGAGAGGAAGCGAACUGCUAACUGGAAGAUACAAGUGGAAACCCGAAAACAAAGUAUCAUGUGGGAGUUUGAGAAAUAUCAACGAUUACUAAAGAAAAAACAACCUCCAGGUCGGCAGCUGGAGGUAGAGGCCGCCACGGCUCUGGCCAGCCUAGAACAAGAGGUGGAGGAAACAAUGCAGAAACUGAAGUUGAAUCAUGAUCAGCUUAUCCAGCAGAGCCGGGUCCUAUGGAGAAUGAUUGAAGAGCUGGAAGAGAGAGCUCAGAGGCCUGUCCGCUGGAUGCUGCAGGGUAUUCAGGAAGUCAUAAACAGGGGCAAGUCUUGGAGCCUACAACAGCCAGAACCAGUCUCCUUGGAGCUGAAGACAGAUUGCCGUGUGCUGGGACUAAGAGAGACCCUGAAGAUGUAUGCAGCUGAUGUGCGCCUGGAUCCAGAUACAGCCUACUCCCGCCUCAUUGUGUCUGAGGACAGAAAAUGUGUGCAUUAUGGAGACACCAAGCAGAAACUGCCAGACAAUCCAGAGAGAUUUUAUCGCUAUAAUAUUGUCCUGGGCAGCCAAUGCAUCUCCUCAGGCCGACACUACUGGGAGGUGGAGGUGGGAGACAGGUCUGAGUGGGGCCUGGGAGUGUGUAAGGAAGACGUAGAUAGGAAAGAGGUAGUCUACUUAUCCCCCCACUAUGGCUUCUGGGUGAUAAGGCUGAGGAAUGGAAGCGAGUACCAGGCAGGCACCGACGAAUACUCUCUCCUGUCUUUGUCAGUCCCUCCACGUCGGGUGGGGGUCUUCUUAGAUUAUGAGGCCCAUGAUAUCUCAUUCUACAAUGUGACUGAUGGUGGCUCCCACAUUUUUACUUUCCCACGCUAUCCCUUCCCCAGGCCCCUUCUGCCCUAUUUCAGUCCUUGCUACAGCAUUGGGGCCAACAACACUGCCCCUCUGACCAUCUGCUCCCUGGAUGAGGGGGAGUAAAUGAGCAAUCAGCCUAGCCAGAGGCCUCUGAAUGUGACCUGGUCUACAGUGGUCUUAGAGGUUCCUCCCACCGACAAGUGUCCCUUUGAACAGAGCUGAGCCUGGAAUCCAGGAAUUCUGCCUGACCCAGUGGUCUCUUGCUACUAAGUCAAAGUCUGUCACUAAACUGCUCACAUAAAAAAAACAGAGGUUUAGACAAGUGCACGUGGCUCCUAUGAGAGAGAGAUGUCAGGACUACCUGACCACCCACCGCCAUCCCCUCUUAGAGCAUGAACUGGGCAGAUCACUGUCUCUCACCCCUCAGAGGGGGAUGGCCAUGCCACAGUCCCUUCUCCUCCGUUCUCCUCUCGGGAUCCUAGGCACGC
Messenger RNA from Tupaia belangeri chinensis (Chinese tree shrew), 2033 nucleotides. It is a transcript of the gene TRIM68, whose product is annotated as tripartite motif containing 68. Bases 211 to 1668 code for a protein of 485 amino acids. Gene Ontology annotation, molecular function: protein binding; zinc ion binding. NCBI's taxonomy places the organism in Eukaryota, Metazoa, Chordata, Mammalia, Scandentia, Tupaiidae. The record is from RefSeq and is a predicted model, not a curated record. The transcript is spliced from 7 exons.